This is a messenger RNA of Cordyceps militaris CM01, 462 nucleotides long. RefSeq names its product Ribose 5-phosphate isomerase. Lineage: Eukaryota; Fungi; Ascomycota; Sordariomycetes; Hypocreales; Cordycipitaceae. The record is from RefSeq and is a predicted model, not a curated record. Gene Ontology annotation, molecular function: isomerase activity. The transcript is spliced from 2 exons. Gene Ontology annotation, biological process: carbohydrate metabolic process. Gene Ontology annotation, cellular component: intracellular anatomical structure. The coding region runs from base 1 to 462 and encodes 153 amino acids.
AUGGCACCUACCUGGAGAAUAGCCAUAGGCUGUGAUGAAGCCGGCGUCAACUACAAAAACGCCAUCAAGCGCGACUUUGAAUCCGACAGCCGCGUGAGCCAAGUCAUUGACGUGGGCUCGGGCUCGACCAGCGACAAGACGGCGUACCCGACGCGGGCGGCGGCGGCGGCGCGGCUGGUGGCGGCGGGCGAGGCGGACCGGGCGCUGCUCGUGUGCGGCACGGGGCUCGGCGUGGCCAUCACGGCCAACAAGAUCAAGGGCAUCCGCGCCGUCACGGCCCACGACAGCUUCAGCGUCGAGCGCAGCGUGCUGAGCAACAACGCGCAGGUGCUGUGCAUGGGCGAGCGCGUCGUCGGGCUCGAGCUGGCGCGCCGCCUGGCCGCCGAGUGGCUCGGGUACGAGUUUGACCCGGGCAGUGCCAGUGCCCAAAAGGUGGCCGAGAUUGAGCAGCUCGAGGCUUAG